This is a messenger RNA of Myotis daubentonii (Daubenton's bat), 2526 nucleotides long. RefSeq names its product NOVA alternative splicing regulator 2 (gene NOVA2). The record is from RefSeq and is a predicted model, not a curated record. Gene Ontology annotation, molecular function: RNA binding. Lineage: Eukaryota; Metazoa; Chordata; Mammalia; Chiroptera; Vespertilionidae.
UGGGAGCCUCCGGGAAAGAAGAUGCUUGGUCCAGCAGCCUCCGCCAGCCCUGCCGCCGCUGCCACCCGUGCCCGCCGAGCCCCACGUCCCCACUAGCGGCUGCCUCCGCCUCCCAGCUCCGGCCCCCCGCCCCGAGCAGGGUCUGGGGGGCUCGGCCCUCCUCCCGGGGCAGCCAAGAAGGGAGCCCCAUCCCUCCAGUGGCGCGGCCAGUCCCCGGGCUCCCUGAUUUCGAGAGAGACCCCACCCCUGAGUUCCCUCCGGACCCCAUCGGAGACCCCCUGGGCCCUCCCAUACGGCUCACAUCCGUUCUCUUGUCUCUGUCAGCCCCCCAGAACCAGCUCCCUCCCGCCUUCCCUCUCCGGGGCUCCCCCUCCCCCAUCCCUCCGCCGCCGCCCCCUCCUCCUCCCACAUCCCCUUCCCUCCCCCUCCCCUCUCCCCUCUGCCCCCCCCCCCCACCAUGAGGAUGAUGGCCGCCGGCGCGGUGCACGGCCUCUUCACGGCCUCCGCGGCCCCGCAGCCGCCGCCGCCCCCGCCGCCGCCGCCGCAACCCCAGCCUCCCCAGCAGCCGUCGCCGCCGCCACAGCAGCCGCCGCCGCCGCCGCCGCAGCCGCAGCAGCAGCAGCCGCCGCCCCAGGCCCCCCCCAUGGAGCCCGAGGCCCCGGAUUCCCGCAAGAGGCCCCUCGAAACGCCCCCCGAGGUGGUCUGCACCAAGCGCAGCAACACGGGAGAGGAGGGUGAAUACUUCCUGAAGGUGCUGAUCCCUAGCUACGCAGCGGGCUCCAUCAUUGGCAAGGGCGGGCAAACCAUCGUGCAGCUACAGAAGGAGACAGGAGCCACCAUCAAGCUCUCCAAGUCCAAAGACUUCUAUCCGGGAACCACAGAGCGAGUGUGCCUGGUGCAGGGCACCGCAGAGGCCUUGAACGCCGUGCACAGCUUUAUUGCCGAGAAGGUCCGAGAAAUCCCACAGGCGAUGACCAAGCCUGAGGUGGUCAACAUCCUUCAACCCCAAACCACCAUGAACCCCGACAGAGCCAAGCAGGCCAAGCUGAUCGUCCCCAACAGCACGGCGGGCCUGAUCAUCGGCAAGGGAGGCGCCACGGUGAAAGCCGUGAUGGAACAGUCGGGGGCCUGGGUGCAGCUGUCCCAGAAGCCAGAGGGCAUCAACCUGCAGGAGCGCGUGGUGACGGUCAGCGGCGAGCCCGAGCAGGUGCACAAGGCCGUGAGCGCCAUCGUGCAGAAGGUACAGGAAGACCCCCAGAGCAGCAGCUGCCUCAACAUCAGCUACGCCAACGUGGCGGGCCCCGUGGCCAACUCCAACCCCACCGGCUCACCGUACGCCAGCCCCGCCGAUGUGCUGCCCGCGGCGGCCGCCGCCUCGGCCGCUGCUGCCUCCGGCCUGCUGGGCCCCGCGGGGCUGGCCAGCGUGGGCGCCUUUCCCGCCGCCCUGCCUGCCUUCUCGGGCACCGACCUGCUGGCCAUCAGCACGGCCCUUAACACGCUGGCCAGUUACGGCUACAACACCAACUCCCUCGGCCUGGGCCUCAACUCGGCCGCCGCCUCCGGGGUCCUGGCCGCAGUGGCCGCUGGUGCCAACCCCGCCGCCGCGGCCGCCGCCAACCUCCUGGCAUCCUACGCGGGUGAGGCCGGGGCCGGGCCUGCCGGAGGGGCUGCCCCACCUCCACCCCCGCCGCCCGGAGCCUUGGGGUCCUUCGCAUUGGCCGCGGCCGCCAAUGGCUACCUUGGGGCCGGGGCGGGCGGUGGGGCGGGCGGCGGGGGUGGCCCGCUGGUGGCCGCCGCAGCGGCCGCGGGGGCGGCUGGUGGCUUCCUGACGGCGGAGAAGUUGGCAGCCGAGAGUGCCAAGGAGCUGGUGGAGAUUGCGGUGCCUGAGAACCUGGUGGGAGCCAUCCUGGGCAAGGGGGGCAAGACGUUGGUGGAGUACCAGGAGCUGACAGGCGCCCGAAUCCAGAUCUCUAAGAAGGGCGAGUUCCUGCCAGGCACGCGGAACCGGCGGGUCACCAUCACCGGCAGCCCCGCGGCCACGCAAGCCGCUCAAUACCUCAUCAGCCAGCGGGUCACCUACGAGCAGGGAGUGAGGGCCUCAAACCCCCAGAAAGUGGGAUGAGGCCUGUGGUGUGUGCUCCCACCCCUCUCCUCCUCCUCCUCUCCCUCCUCCUCCUCCUCCUCCUCUCCCUCCUCCUCCUCCUCCUCCUCCUCUUUCUCCUUCUCCUCCCCAACUCUUGACCUCAGCUCGGCGUGGUCCUGCUCCUCCUGGGAUUGGGGCUGGGGCUGGUCUGACUGCACCCCCCUCCCUUCUGGUAGUUCAUAGGCAGGAUUGAGAGAUGGCUGGGGAUGGAGCCCACAGCUCCCUCCCUGGCCCUGAACUGACCCCUCCUUCCUUCUUUCCUUCCUCCCUUCCUACGCUUGGCUGGGCCUGACUCCCCUCCCCCAGGGCCCAGGUCUGUGUGAUAUCUGUAUAUAUUGCAUUUUGUUGAUUUUAAUAGAAAACAAAGCGUUAUUUUCUCUUUC